AUGAGGCCAAUCUUGGCCCGAAACAAAAUGGCUCUCAGGGACAGAGCACAGUCUGGCUUUGGCCUGCGGUUCCAUGCGGAACUAGAGCAGGGGCUCCAUCGACGGAUCAAAGAGGAGGAAGAGGAUCCGUCAGAUUCUGUGUCGGGCGACGGUUCAGGGGAAAUUCCUCUGAUCGGGCCAGCUGGGACUAUCCUGGAAUUCCUACAGAAAACCCCGGGAGAACAGGAAGCGGGUGAUGGGCUUCUUCAGCGUUGGGAAACCCAAUGGCAGGAGUUUCUGAAGACGCUGGAAUGCCCUCCGGCAGAAUGUGAGACUCCACAGCUGCUGGAAGAACCUUCCCCCUGGGACGACGCGAAGGCCUUCCUGGCCUCCUUCGAGCAGGUGGCCCAGGCCUGCCGGUGGCCCAGGGAAGACUGGAUGGCCCGUCUCCUGCCAUCCCUUGGUGGAGAAGCGGAACAGAUUUUCAGCAACCUAGAUAUCCGGGACAGGGUCGACUACGACAAGGUGAAGGCAGCCAUCUUGCGAGGGGACGCCCUCAUCCAGGAGAGGCAGCGGCAGAACUUCCGGCGGUUCUGCUACCAGGAGGCCGAGGGCCCGAGGGGUGUUUACAGCCGACUCCAGAAGCUUUGCCACCGGUGGCUGAAAGUGGACAGGCACACGAAGGAGCAGAUCCUAGAGCUGCUGCUCCUGGAGCAGUUCCUGGCCAUCCUGCCGCCGGACAUGCAGAGCUGGGUCCGGGAACAAGGCCCGGAGACCUGCUCCCAGGCGGUGGGCCUGGCUGAGGAUUACCUGCAGAGGCAGCGAGGGGGUGAGAAUUGGGACAUCCAGGAGCUGGGGCCGAUCGAACAGGUAGCUCUGGAUUUUUCGGAGGAAGAGGAGCCCCUGUCAAACUGCGAGUGGAGGCAGGCCUACAGGCCAGCCGGUCGGAAGGCUGACGACGGAGACGCCAGUUCACUGAGUGACGACUGCCAGAGUGCCAGCGAGGAGGAGACGGACUUGUCGGAUAAUCCAGAUCAAGACUGCCUAAACCAAGCCGUGAAAGGGAGGAGAGCGGAAAGGGAUGCUUCCCACUUUCAAGAGCAGGAAGCGGAUUCGGAGGCCUGGCGCCGAGCCGAGCAGAAGAGAGGAAGUGGCCCUCUAGAGAGAGCGGAGACCUCUGUCGUUUGGGAAGGCGACGAGCCCCUUGACGAGGAGAAGGAACAAAAGAAAAUUUGCAAGAGGAAGAGGAAAGAGUCCUACAAGGUGUACGCGCUGCGCAUCAGGCAGAGGUCGGGCCUGAUUCAACAGGACAGGAGCUGCCAGAGGGAGAAGCCGUUGAAAUGCUCCAGUGGAGGGAGCAACUUCAAGGUAAUCUCUCACUAUGUUUCCCACAAAGGGAGCCACGGAGGAAGGAAGCCACACCGGUGCCUGGACUGUGGGAAAUCCUUUAUCUCUAAAGGCCAACUUAUUAUUCAUCAGAGAACCCACACUGGAGAGAAGCCCUUUAAAUGCCUAGUGUGUGGGAAAACCUUUGCCCAGCGUUCCAACCUCAAAGUCCAUCAGAGGAUCCACACGGGGGUGAGGCCAUUUCAGUGUUCGGACUGCGGGAAAAGCUUCUAUUCCAGCACCAGCCUGGUCAAACAUCAGAGCACCCACACAAAGGGGAACCCAUAUAAAUGCACUGCGUGUGGGAAGAGCUUCAAGUCCCGUUCCCGCUUCAUCACCCACAAGAAAAUCCACACCAGGAGGAAAUCUCAUAAAUGUCCGGACUGUGGGAAAUGCUUCCUCGCUGAAUCUCAGCUGAUUAUCCACCGCCGCAUCCACACAGGGGAGAGGCCGUACAAGUGCCUGGAGUGUGGGAAAAGCUUCAGCCAAAACAUACACCUUACUGUCCAUCAGAAAAUCCACAAAAGAAAAUCGCUCCAGUGUGCCAACUGUGGACAAAGUUUCCGCUCCAGGAUGAAGCUCAUCCAGCACCAGAGGACGCAUGCAGGAGAAAGCCCAUAUAAAUGCUCAGAGUGCGGGAAAACCUUCCGGGUGAAUGCUCACCUUAUCGCGCACAAGAGGAGCCACUCAACAAAGAAACCACAUAAGUGUUCAUACUGUGGAAAAUCUUUCUGGGCCAAAUCAAAGCUCAUCAUCCAUCAGAGGACCCACACCGGGGAGAGACCAUUUAAGUGCUUAGCCUGUGGGAAAAGCUUUAGCCAGAGUUCACAUCUGAAUGUCCACAAACGAACCCACACGCGCAAAAAGCAAUUCCAGUGCCCAGAGUGCAGGAAAAGCUUCAGCUCGAGCACCUACCUUAUGAAGCACCAGAGAAUCCACACCGGAGAAGACCUGUACAUAUGCGCCGACUGUGGGGAAAGUUUUCGUGCAUACUCGCAUCUCAUCGCUCACCAGAAAAUACACGAAGGAAAGAAACCGUAUAAGUGCACGUACUGCGAGAAAUCCUUCUUUACCAAAUCUAACCUCAUCAUCCACCUGAGGAUCCAUACAGGAGAGAGGCCGUACAAAUGCCAAGUCUGUGGCAAAAGAUUCAUACAGAGCUCACACCUGACCACCCACCAGAGAACCCACACUGGCAAAAAGCAACACCAAUGCCCAGACUGCGGCAAAAGCUUCCAGUUCAACUCCCACCUCCUCGCCCACGGGAAAAUCCACAAGGACAGGAAAAUCCACAAAGACAAGAAGCCCCACAAAUGCUCAUACUGUAACAAAUGCUUCGUCUUCAAGUCCUACCUAGUUAUCCACGAGCGGAUGCACACCGGCGAGAGACCGUUCAAAUGCCUGGCGUGCGGCAAAAGCUUCAGCCAGAAUUCACACCUGAACGUCCACAAAAGAAUCCACAUGGGGAAAAAGCCGUUCCAACGUCCCGAACGUGGCAAGGAUUUUAGAGUGAGCUCUCAGCUUCUGGCCCGCAAGAGAAUCGGCAUGGUCAAGAAGCAGCACAAUAAAUGCCUGGUCUGCGGAAAGUCCUUCAUUUCCAACUCCUACUUGAUUAUCCACCAGAGAAUCCACACAGGCGAGAGACCUUACAAGUGUUUGGCUUGCGGGAAGUGCUUCAGCCAAAGUUCGCACCUGACCGUCCACCAGAGGACUCACAGAGGAAGGAAGCCGUUCCGAUGUUCCACCUGCGGGGAGAGCUUCGGCUCCAGUGUCAACCUUCUCAAGCACCAGAGAAUCCACACAAAAGGGAACCUAUUAGAAUGCGCAGACUGUGGGAAAUCCUUUCUCAACAAGUCACAGUUUGUGAUCCACCGGCGAAGCCACACGGGGGAGAGGCCGUUCAAAUGCUUGGACUGUGGGAAGGGGUUCAGCCAGAGUUCCAACCUGAUCAGGCACCAGCGCAUUCACGCGGGGGAGAAUCCCUGUUAA
Messenger RNA from Euleptes europaea (tarantolino), 3354 nucleotides. Its product is annotated as zinc finger protein 420-like. NCBI's taxonomy places the organism in Eukaryota, Metazoa, Chordata, Lepidosauria, Squamata, Sphaerodactylidae. The record is from RefSeq and is a predicted model, not a curated record. Gene Ontology annotation, biological process: regulation of DNA-templated transcription. Gene Ontology annotation, molecular function: RNA polymerase II cis-regulatory region sequence-specific DNA binding; DNA-binding transcription factor activity, RNA polymerase II-specific. Bases 1 to 3354 code for a protein of 1117 amino acids. The transcript is spliced from 3 exons.